Messenger RNA from Zophobas morio, 1690 nucleotides. Its product is annotated as fatty acyl-CoA reductase wat-like. The transcript has 7 exons. Lineage: Eukaryota; Metazoa; Arthropoda; Insecta; Coleoptera; Tenebrionidae. Gene Ontology annotation, cellular component: peroxisome. Gene Ontology annotation, molecular function: alcohol-forming very long-chain fatty acyl-CoA reductase (NADP+) activity. The record is from RefSeq and is a predicted model, not a curated record. Bases 63 to 1619 code for a protein of 518 amino acids. Gene Ontology annotation, biological process: long-chain fatty-acyl-CoA metabolic process.
AUGGUACCACUACAGAAUUAUCGUAAGACUCGAAGUGUGUUACUCGUCUGGACACACGCGAAAUGAAGACACAUUCCGAUGCCGAGGAGAGUCUCCGUCUGUGGCGGGAAUCGAGUGAGGUCAAAUGGUGCCCACACGAAGGAUCGAAGAUCGCGGAGUUUUACAAGGAUAAGACGGUUUUCGUCACCGGAGCCACCGGAUUUUUGGGGAAGCUGUUAGUGGAGAAGCUGUUAAGGGCAUGUCCCGAUAUAGAGGCCAUCUAUAUUUUGGUCAGGCCGAAGAAGGGAGAAGAUGAACACACCAGGGUGGAUAAAUUGUACAGUGACCAGAUCUUCAGCCCUCUAGCCAAACUAUUCCCAAAAUUCCAACACAAAAUCAGCAUACUUAAAGGCGACGCGUCUUUGCCAAACCUAGGUUUAACGGACUCCGGUAUAUCCACCAUAACAGAAAAUGUACACGUGAUCUUCCACAUAGCGGCCACCGUAAGGUUCGACGAAAAAAUAAACGUAGCGACGGCGAUUAACGUCCGUGGUACUCGCGAUCUUCUCAAGAUCGCCAAACAGUGCAAACACUUGGAGUCUUUCGUCCAUGUUAGUACCGCCUAUGCCAACUGCAACCAAUCCGAAAUCAAAGAAGUCUUCUACAAAUUACCCAUCACAGCUGACGAGUUGAUCGAGAUGGUCGAGACAACGCCGGAGAAGACGUUGAUAGAAGAAACCCCGAAAAUUAUCCAAGGUUGGCCCAACACAUAUACCUUCACCAAAGCUAUUGCAGAAGACGUCGUCUCUCACUACGGAAGAGGUCUUCCGGUCUGCAUGGUACGACCAGCAAUAGUUAUAGCGACAUACAAAGAGCCUCUUAGAAGCUGGAUUGACAAUUUAUAUGGCGCCACCGGUAUAGUAGUAGGCGCCGGUACUGGUCUACUCCGAACAAUACACUGCGACCCAAACAAAAGUGCAGAGUUAGUACCCGGAGACUACGUCAUUAACAACAUGAUUGCCGCUUCAUACCAAACCGCAGUAGACAAAAACACCAAGGAUAUUCCCAUUUACAACUACGUUUCCAGCCGCGAAAAUCGCGAAAACUGGGAAUCUUUCAUGUUCAAGUGCAAGAAAUGGGGGAUCGGACUUCCCACCACUCGGUGUGUUUGGUGUUACAGUUUGACUUUAAACAAAAACUACUUUGUGCAUUUUCUUUACACCGUAUUCUUACACCUACUACCAGCUUUAGUCAUGGAUUUUGGACUACUGUUAUCAAGACAGAAGCCGAUUAUGUUGAAGAUCUACAAAAAGAUCAUCAAAUUCGAGUCAGUCAUUUCCCACUUCUGUUCAAACGAGUGGAAGUUCUACAACGACAAUACGCAAGCGUUGUGGAAGGGUUGCUCAAGUGCCGACCAAAAGAUGUUUCCUUUUAGUAUUAAGGAGCUCGAUUGGAACGAGUACCAGAAGACGCAUUGUUUGGGUUUGAGGACGUUUGUGAUAAAAGACGACCCUUCGACGAUUCCUCAAGCCAAACCAAAGUGGAGACGGUUUUACUUGGCCCAUAAGUUGCUCAAAGCUGUGUUCUAUUUUGUGAUAGUGUAUAUGUUGUACUCAGUUUUGGGAAGGUUGAUUUCUUAGCCACAAUGAAGAGGUUGAGGUUGGUUGUGUAUUUAUUUAUAACUGAUGAUAAUAAUAGAUAUUUAAAAUAU